Oryza brachyantha (malo sina) is the source of this 1432-nucleotide messenger RNA. RefSeq names its product alcohol dehydrogenase class-3. Gene Ontology annotation, cellular component: cytosol. Gene Ontology annotation, biological process: formaldehyde catabolic process. NCBI's taxonomy places the organism in Eukaryota, Viridiplantae, Streptophyta, Magnoliopsida, Poales, Poaceae. The transcript is spliced from 9 exons. Gene Ontology annotation, molecular function: S-(hydroxymethyl)glutathione dehydrogenase [NAD(P)+] activity; zinc ion binding. The record is from RefSeq and is a predicted model, not a curated record. Bases 105 to 1250 code for a protein of 381 amino acids.
UCUCGCCCUCCCUAUCCUCUCCUCACCUCACCUCGCAAUCACUACCUCUUCUCUUCUCCAUCGCAUCUACUGCUACCUCCGAGAGCAAGGAAAGGGGGGCAGGAAUGGCUUCCUCCACCCAGGGCCAGGUCAUCACCUGCAAAGCGGCGGUGGCAUGGGAGCCCAACAAGCCGAUGACGAUCGAGGACGUGCAGGUGGCGCCGCCGCAGGCCGGCGAGGUCCGUGUCAAGAUCCUCUUCACCGCCCUCUGCCAUACCGACCACUACACAUGGAGCGGCAAGGAUCCUGAGGGUCUUUUUCCUUGCAUUCUUGGUCAUGAAGCUGCUGGAAUUGUUGAAAGUGUUGGGGAAGGAGUAACUGAGGUGCAGCCUGGGGAUCAUGUCAUUCCUUGCUACCAAGCAGAAUGCAAAGAAUGCAAGUUCUGCAAGAGUGGAAAGACCAACCUCUGUGGUAAAAUUCGUGCUGCCACAGGGGUCGGUAUCAUGAUGAAUGAUCGCAAGAGCCGUUUCUCAAUAAAUGGAAAGCCCAUUUACCAUUUCAUGGGGACAUCUACAUUCAGUCAGUAUACUGUUGUGCAUGAUGUAAGUGUAGCAAAGAUAAACCCACAGGCACCGCUGGACAAAGUUUGCCUGCUUGGAUGUGGUGUUUCUACUGGCCUCGGAGCUGUAUGGAAUACUGCAAAGGUUGAAGCAGGUGCCAUUGUUGCUGUUUUUGGCCUUGGCACAGUUGGACUUGCAGUUGCUGAGGGGGCGAAAUCAGCUGGUGCUUCUCGGAUUAUUGGCAUUGACAUUGAUAGCAAAAAGUUUGAUGUUGCGAAGAACUUUGGGGUUACAGAAUUUGUGAACCCAAAAGACCAUGACAAGCCAAUCCAACAGGUCCUAAUUGACCUUACAGAUGGUGGCGUGGACUACAGCUUUGAAUGCAUUGGAAACGUUUCUGUUAUGAGGGCUGCAUUGGAAUGCUGCCACAAGGGCUGGGGAACCUCUGUCGUCGUCGGUGUAGCUGCGUCUGGCCAAGAGAUCUCGACACGGCCAUUCCAGCUCGUCACUGGCCGUGUCUGGAAGGGAACAGCUUUCGGCGGUUUUAAGAGCCGAACCCAAGUUCCAUGGCUUGUUGAGAAGUACCUGAACAAGGAAAUCAAGGUGGACGAGUACAUCACUCACAGCAUGAACCUGUCCGACAUCAACAAGGCGUUUGACCUGCUCCACGAAGGUGGCUGCCUGCGCUGCGUGCUGUCAAUGGACAAAUGAACCGAUGAUGGUGCAUCUGCUCUUGGCUGUGCUUCUGAUCCAAGCAGUCCUUGUCACGCCAAAUUGUAAUCCAGAUCGACCAGCCUUUGAAAUAGAACUCUUGUACCCUUUUUCGCUUUGGAGCACUUUGAACUGACACCACUUCUUAAUAAUAAUAUGCGUUGUUGGAUAUUUGGGGAUAA